AUGCUUGGAAACCCCCGGAACCCAUCUCGCAUACCCGCGUGGCAAAUGAGGUUUCCUCACGAACAUAGCCAGAGGGAUAAGGACGAGCGUCAGCAGAGGGGCCCCGACGACAAGGCUGACCAAGAUAGUACCCAUAGGGAAGACAGCAAAGCAGGAAAGGCCGCCAUCCCUAGAUAUCCUCUGCCCGAAUACAUMCCCCGCCAGUCAUUCGCAUGCCCCUUUGUGAAGUAUGAUGCAGCUCGAUAUGGAGAUUGUAUAGUCUUUCGACUUCAGCGCAUAUCAGAUGUCAUUCAGCACAUCAAACGGCAUCAUUUGCUGAUAGACUUUGUUACUGAGUCGCGUCACACUACUGUAGCAGACAAAGUACGUCUUUACUGCACAUGGUGUCGCGGUUUGUUUUAUGGGCCAAGUGCUGAGAGACAGCUCCACGACCAUACGGCGGCCUGUCAAGCUAGCAAACGGCCAGCUACUGUUGAGGAAACGGGGGUCUUACUGCCAAAGGAAUUUGAAGAGCUCAGGUCAGCGUUGGCGAUGGUCAUGAGCAAUACCGCAAAGUGGAACUUAAUAUGGGAUAAGUGUUUUCCUGCGACACCAGUGCCGUUGCCAUAUGUCGAAAUAGCUGUUUCCAGAGCAGAGGUACAGCGAACACUUAAGCAACUUCUAGCAUCGCCUGCCGCCAACCCUUGGUCUUCCGCGGAAAUCAAGCAGUCUGUGAUCGAUAGAGCUUUGUCUGCAAUCUUCGCCGGCCCACCGUUUACCGAUUUCGAACCCCAUAUCACCGACGCAAGCACUAUCUUUUCCGCCAAUCAAAGCACAUUUGAUGACCCGAAUGAAGGGUCGUUCACUGCCCCCGAGUCCGUCGAUGACGUAGGCGACAUGGAACAAUGGACACGUCCUCUCAAGAUUGCAAUUCUUGAUAUUGAAUAUGAUAAAGUCCAUGAUAUCUUGAGGAACUCGUUUGAUAAAGUCGCUGUUGGAGAGUAUUCGUGGCUGUUGGAGCUGAAAGCAUUAGGUCUUUCGAUGGAUGAAAUCGCUGAUGAACUACUGGAAAGAGCCCAGCAUGGGCCAUGGAUAUACUCCAAGAUCGACAUGCACGAUGUUGGAUCGUACGUGCACGACUUUCAUAUCCCAAGAUGUCUCCAUACAGGCAGGGAGGAUGAAACAAUGCGGGCAAUCUCGUUGCAUUCAAGCCAGGGUCUGAUGAGCAUCGAGACUGACCGCGAUAGCUCAAUUCGUGAGACUAUUGGCUACUUGUGCGGUAUUGGAGGGGUAAGUCCUAUGCCCGACGGGUCGCACAACCUCCAAUUUGGGUCUGUUGUCUUUGAAAACGCCAACUCGACUGCAAUCGUCUCUCUGAUGACUAGCCAAUCAGCCCAAGCUAUUCCACAUGUUUUGCAGCAUCUUCACAAGGCCAUCGGUGCCCUUCAGGAGGUCGGCGGUUGUUGCGACUCAUUCAGCUUUCUCGCAAGAUGGGAGUCCUUUGUUGAACUGGAACGAAUCUACCCUGACUUUACGUCGGAACCUGGACCCCUGAAAUCACUCACAAACUCAGAAGCCAGUAUAGAGAGUUUGAAUCAACAGCUGCGGGACUCACUGACGGCCCAGUUCCUUUCUCUCGCCUUUGCUCUUUACGCACAAGGUCAUUGCGAGCCUUUUGGGCCUUUCUUUCUGGAUACUCCUUUGAAACGUAUACUGCUUUUAGGAAACCAGAUAUGGGGUCCAUCUUUUACUGGGCCAUGUAUCCUUGCGACUCCCGUGAAUUUGAGCUGCUUUGGUGAGAUGGUUCAGCGUCGAGUCUUUGCCUUUCAGUACUUUGAUAAUUUCGAAAGGUCAAGGGUGCUUUCAGAUUCUGAUAAGAAGUUCGACUUGAAGGCAUGUCCUGAAGACUUGCUCGAUACAUGGGGCCCUGGAGAUUUCAUUAUGUCGAAGGACGACACGGAGAACCUUCACGCAAUAUCCAUUGGUGGUGGCCUGAUUACUUCCAUCUCGACAGAAACAGAAAGCCACCAAUUACCGGUUCUACACUGGAGCCCAGUAUCAGAAGACAACAAGAAAAUCGCUUCAACCUUCCCUCGCCAUGCAAAAAUGGUCAUCGGUUCAAGAGUCUCGAUAAACCAAACCUGCAGAAUGACGGCUCAAGAACAAGUUCGGAAGUCUAUUCCAUGGUUGAAGGACCUAGGAACAUUCCCAAGCUACUGGGAAGUAUCUGAAAGGCAGGUGGGGCUUGGUUUUCAGGGCGGGCAAAGCGCUGUCGGGAUAUUGAACUUCGCCCAGACGUGGGUGAAGAGACUAGGCCAGACCAAGAAGUCCAACAUACUUGCCAAGAGAUACCUUUCUGUCGCCGAUCUCGAAGGGCCUUCCGCUGUCCAGGUCAGCUUUUGUACUGGCAUAGCCCGACGGGUGCGACUACGAGAGCUACUCGCAGAUAUCCUACCGGCUUAUGUUGCAGACCUUGCCACCAAACCCUAUCACUGGGAGAGGCUUCAGGGCUCUGACAUCCUGGAGAUACUACGACAUGAAGACUUCAGGGCACAUUAUCAAAGGCUAGACCGUGAACUACAAGCAGAGUUCGAGACGCUCGCCAUCGCCGUCCUGUUUCUAUUGCAAGACACAGGUGUAGAUAGGAAGGGCGAGAACUUUGUUGUUGGUUGCGUCCCCCAGGGAUUAGCAGUACAAUGCUUCAAGAUCCCCAUCGAGAAGGAGAGCUUCUGGGCCCGAAUACUUGCCGACUCUGAGGAUGUAGCGACUUUCGCUUAUGUGGCGACAAGGUGCCUCGAAACGGACCUGGUUAAAUGCCGAGGUCCGAAAGAGCAAUGGAUGAACAAAGCAGCCCUCUUGUCGACGGCUGUAUCGCUGUGUCAAGAUCGCAUGGAGGGAAUAAUAGCUCAACAGCAAGCAAGUUGGACUCUGAAAGACUCAGAGACGUAUCUCAUCGGGCGAGUCGACGCACCAUUACGCGUACGAGUGCUUCGACCCAAUAUCCAGGACGAGCCAGAGUUGCUGGUUUCUAUAAGCACAAUUAUACCUCCAUUUCUGAGAAGUUGGAGCAGGAAGCAAGGGCAUAGAAGGCCGUGGUUGCGAGAAAGCAGAGCGAUAGAUCAUCAGCAUCAGAUGGCCGAGAGUGUUGUUGUGACUACUAACUUUGAGAGUUCGUAG
Molecule: messenger RNA, 3156 nt
Organism: Fusarium mangiferae
Lineage: Eukaryota; Fungi; Ascomycota; Sordariomycetes; Hypocreales; Nectriaceae
Exons: 1
Coding region: 1-3156 (1051 amino acids)
Source: RefSeq, a predicted model, not a curated record